AAAGAAAAGAAAAGGGAAAGGAAACACUAAUAAAUCAAAUCGAGAAGAGAUGGAGAAGGAGGCAUUAGGGUUACCUCAAAAUGAAAUCCACAUGCUCGACUUCCCACUUCACAUACUCUCUGACAUCAUGCUCAAACUUCCACCAUACUCCAUCAUUAGAUGCGCCUGCGUCUGCACCACCUUCAGAAACAUCGUAACUGACCCUUCCUUCAAACACCUCUACUUCUCACGCGCCCCAACCACCUGCGUCCUACUCUCCGAUCACCACCGUCUCUCCACCCUCCACUCCUCCCCCCCUCAGACCUCCCCUUCCUCCGCCUCCUCCUGCCUCGCCCGCAUCCAUUCCUCCGCCUCCUCCCUCAGCGGCAUCGACCCAAUUCUCCCCCACCCCAAAAACCCCACCCCCGACACCUCAAGGUUCAUCUCCUUCCAGGGACACAUGAAAUUGGUCAAUUCCAGCCACGGCCUCCUGUGCAUGCGCUCUCAAUAUCCCCUCUACAUCGUCUGCAAUCCCUUGUUCGGCGAGAUUCUCUCCCUCCCUCCACCCCCCACCACCUCCAACCAAUUCGUCCGAUUCUCCGCUUUCGGCUUCGAUCCUCUCACCAACCGUUACAAACUCAUUCAGAUUGUCCCCAGGCACGAUCAAGUCGUCGCUGAAUUGUACCAAUUGGGAGACGACACCUGGAGGACCAUCGAGAAUGUUCCAUCGCCCAGGCCCGACAGCGCCUUUGACCCCUCCCUCAACGGUGCCCUUCACUGGGUCACCGACGCCACCCGAGUCUCCGAAUUGAUAUGCUCCUUUGACCUCCAUACGGAGAAGUUCAAAUCGGUGCCUCCGCCUUCCCACUUCAAUGCGGAGUACGCCAAUCACGUGUUUGGCACGUGCGUUGGUGUCUUCAAGGGUCGACUGUGUUUGUGCUAUGUGAGUGAGGGUGCGCGCUUCGAGACUUGGCUUAUGGAGGAGUACGGCGUGGAGGCCUCUUGGACUCGGGGCUUUGCUAUUGACAUACAAUCUUAUUGUGGUCUUAGACUCCACGACAAGCACAGGCCCAUUGGGUUCAGCAGCUGUGGGGACAUGUGGCUCAAAGCUGACUCUGAUUCCGAUCCCCAUUCCGAGUGUCUCGUCUCCUACACCGCCGACAAGGGUGUUUUCCGCCACAUUGAUAUCGGGGGAAUCGCUUCCAACAAUGUUGAAGCCGUUCCUCAUGUUUUCAGCCUCGUUUCGCUCAGGAACCUAGUUGACGUCAACAACCCGCAUCUCACUUUCCAGAUUAUAAGACCCAAAAAACGCCCCUGUUAUGCACCUCUCGAUUUAACCAUUGGCAUUAAUCAUUAUUAUGUAUGAUACUUAGAUACAACUAUACUGCAAUUUUCCAAUAAACUUCUUUAAGAGUUGAUACUUAUUAUUAUGCGCUGUUCCCUGUUUAGACUGAGCAUGGUAUGAAGAAAUUAGAGUAAAUCUUGGGGGGCGUUAGGCCCUAUUUCCUGGAACAAUAUCUACGGAGGCUUCAUUUUUUUAAUCUGCGAAUACACAUGACUCGAUGCAUUUCUUCUGAAAUGUCAGAUGCUUUCCUUGGGAUCAGAGCCUGUUGCUCUGAUAAACGGGUCAUUCUACAAGUUUCUGCAGAGAGUGAUGCCAGAUGUAUAACAUGCAAAAUGUCUGUCAAAUACCUCUUUCUCAUUUUUAGUUUUUUAAUACAUUUCUUGGACAUAUACAAUCAACUUUGAUCAGUGGCGUUAUUUUGAGAUUGUCCACUGGUGAAAAAAAUCAUGACGAAUCAGUUUCAUAAGGAAAUUGUGUUCAACUAUUCACCCCCAUACCAAACCCAGCCUAAGCUGUAAAACAUGGCUUCUUUGUGGUACACGCCUGUGCCUUUUUUGUUAGAGAACUCUGAACACUACACUACAGGGCCUUCUUUCAUAGCUUUGUCGUACUAGGAGAAUGGACCUGCCUUUGCAAUUACCUUCUAUCCCAUCAGGAAUCAGGAUUGACUGCGGUCAACGGUAAAUCAUCUCAGUGCUAGAAAAUUUCAUAGCCAUACUCUCCAUAUCAUACCUAUUAUUGAGGCAAUUAGGAAGUCUGUUGUGCAGAAGUUGUUAUAACUGUAGGGGAUCUAUAUCCCGACCUCUGGGAAUUAGGAAAUAACGCGAAAAACGAACUGUAUCGCCUACAUUAGUACACGGCUUUACUUAGAUUAAAAAUGCCUAAACUUUUUUGGUUCUGUCACAAGUACAGCAUCUGGAACAGACUCGGCAACACUUUGCAAAAAGCUUCUUUUGUACAACUAUAGCCAACACUCCCUGCCUUCUUUGAUUUUGUAAACGAGUAUAUAAAUUGACGGGUGAUGAUAUACAUUUUGU
Molecule: messenger RNA, 2361 nt
Organism: Abrus precatorius (Indian licorice)
Lineage: Eukaryota; Viridiplantae; Streptophyta; Magnoliopsida; Fabales; Fabaceae
Product: F-box/kelch-repeat protein At3g06240-like
Exons: 1
Coding region: 50-1345 (431 amino acids)
Molecular function (GO): protein binding
Source: RefSeq, a predicted model, not a curated record